UCCUGACCCCAAGGCCUUGUCACCAACUCCAGCUCUUCUCUGAGUGAUGGCUGCUGACCAAGUUCCCCAUCCCUGGAUGCCUUCUCUGAUUUGGAGCUCCCAAACCAACUCCUCCCUGAAUCCCCCAUGCAAUGUGGACACUGUAACUCAGGGACCCAGCCAUUCUGCAGCCAGGUCAUUUCCCAUCAUUCUCAGAAGUAAAGAUACCAUAUUGCAAUGGGUAGAAGUGUGUCACCCCAAAAAGAUAUGUUGAAGUCCUAACUUCCAGUACCCCCAGAAUGUGACCUCAUUGUAAAUAGAGUCUUUACAGAGGUCAUCAAGUUAAAAUGAAGUCUUUAGGAUUAGGGUGGGUCGUAAUCCAAUAUGACUAGUUCCUUUAUAAAAAGGAGAAAUUUGGACACAGACACAUACAGAGGGAAGGCGACAUGCAGACAGUUUCCUAACUAGAGUGAUGCAUCUAUGAACCUAGGAACACCAGGACUUGCUGGCACACACCAUAAGCUAGAAGAGGCCAGAAAGGAUCUUCCCCUAGAGGCUUCGGAGAGAGCAUGACGCUGCUGACAUCUUGAUCCCAACUCAGCCUACAGAACUGGGAGAGAAUCAAUUCCUACUGUUUUAGGCUUCCUAGUCUCUGGUACUUUGUUACAGUGGCCCUAGGAAGUGGAUGCUUGGAUAAGAAUACAGGGUGGCAGAAGACUUAACAUUUGAAUAGGAAAACAUCAGCACUACUUACAAAAAGGGACAAACUGCUGAUACCUACAGCAGCUUGCGUGGAUUGCACUGGGCUAUAAAGGGGGGGUCCUUGUGAAGGAAACCCCGCAGCAUCUGGACAGUGGUGGUCACAGAUGUCUAGGUCUACCAACGUGACCACACUGCACAGAACUCAGUACACACAUGCAAAUGAAUGCAUGAAGGAGAUUUGAGUAAGGCCUGCGGUUGCAUCAGUGUCAAUUUACUGGUUGUGUUAUCUGUGGUAUAGCUAUUCAAGCUGUUACCAUGGGGGGAACAGACUAGAAACCCUGAGAUGUCACCUUUGCCUAAUCUCCCUCCUAGAAUUGGGAUUUUCUGCCUGUGCAUCAGGAGCUUUCCCAUAACAGACCCUGUUCUCAACAACAUCAGUCAGGCCUGAGACCCGCAGAAAGAAACAAGUGCAACUGCAGAAGAAGAGGAUGGUAGACUAGAGCACUCCUCUAAUGAAAGGAAGUAGGGAACAGAUGAGUUAGGUGCCCCGGCCCUCAAUUUUCUCCGUCCCACACCUCCUUCAAAUAUCUGAAAUCUUGCUGGAGAAGAGAGAAGCAGCUGGAAUAAGAAGGAUGGCCCGGAUUCAGAGCAGGUGGCCUGGGUGACGGUCCGGGGUGGCUUGAGCGCCGCGCGCAGGUGACCCGAACGGCCGCACCGCGACGACACCUCUGCCACCCACUGUCAGCGACACUUCCUCUGUCACCCUGCGCGGCGUAGGGCCGCUCGCCGCCAGCCCAUCGUCCAGGUCUAGUGCGGGAAUCUCGGGAAGCUGAAGUCGGAGCCGCAGGCUGAGACAAGCGACCGGAGGUGACCGAGUGGAGAAGUCAGGCGUGAAUGUCCACCAGCCCUGUGUACCGAAAAGCGUCCGCUUCCCGCCGGCUCUGCUCACUCCCUCUGCGUGACGACAAGGGACCGAAUGGGCUUCUAGGGUCCUCAGGGUCAGGGAGACAAGGGAAGGUGCUGGAGGACCCCGGGCUUCCGCAGGGUCCACGUCCCCGCUAGGCACUCUCCGGGGACUGGUCGGCGACGGGGGCCACGAAGGCUGCCUGCCGGGGCUUUCUGGAGAGGGUAAGGAUGCUGAGUCACUGAUCUGUCACUGCUCCUCACCUCUCCCAGCCCUCUGGGGGCUAAAGCAAAAGCGAAAGCGAAUGCGGCUCGUGGGGCGGCCAGUCCCGGGACCUGAGCUCGCCACCUUCCCCCGGGAGCGGAUGACCGCUGGCCGGUGAGCGUCCGGGCCGACGCGAGCCCGCAGGUGGAGGGCGGAGGCACGGCCAAGGCGGGGCAGCGGCACGGUGGCUGCGCGGGGCGCGCCCUGCCCGCCCUGCUGUUACUGCUGCUCCGGCCGUCGGCGACGCCGGCACCUAUGUCAUACCAUCCACAUCCUGGCUGAUGAAACCUCAUCCUAACUCCACCUCCAGUAACAGAGCAAUGUGAGCCCCUAACAGCUGCCCAGGACCCCCCACCUGCCCCUUUUCAGUGACCAUCUCUGCAGCGCUAAGGAAGUUCUGGGUAGAAAAAUGGAGGCAGUGGGAGAGGCAUGUCUUGCCUGCCAGGGUAAAAAGGGAAGAGAAGCUCAUGCUACUGAAUUCUGGAGUCUAAUCGAGGACCAACAUCUUCCACUCAGGGUACCAUGGGGCCUUUGGGGGAGUUCUUUGGGGGAAAACUGCACGGUUGACUCUUGAACAAUGAAGGGGUCAGGGGUGCUGACCCCUGCACAGUCAAAAAUCUGUGGAUAAUCUUAGACUCCCCAAAACUUAACUAUUAACCCUACUGUUGACUAGAAGCCUUCCUGAUAAGAUAAAUAGUUGAUUUAACAUGUAUAUGUGUUAUAUACUGUAGUCUUACAAUAAACUAAGCUAAAGGAAAAUAAAAUGUUUUUCAAAUUGUUGCAAAUCUCCAAAAAAUUUUCCAAUGUAUUUAUUGAAAAAACUCACAUGUAAGUAGACCCAUGUAGGUCACACCUGUGUUGUUCAAGGGCCAACUUAUUAUCAAGCAGAAGGUAUGGUCAGUCCAGAGCUUUCCCCAGCCUCCUGUCUGGAGCUGGCAUUCCAGAGCAUAAGGGAUAUUCCCCAAAGGCACCACAUCCUCAGAAGCUUGCUGACUCUUAUUCUUGCCCUGUGAAGCCCUUGUGGGCUUGGGGAGUGAGGAGAAUAACAAACCCACAGGCUGGUCACACUGGUGUGCAGGUAAGGCCCCAAAUCAGCAUAAGGGAAGCUGAGAGGCAGAGGAAGUUGUUAAUUUAGAAUUUCUUUAUUUCUGGGUAUCAAAACACAGCUUGAGAGCCUCCUGGUCUUCAACAUCAGCUGUGAUCAGAAUCGCCAGUGGAAUAAGGGUCCCAAACCUCCCUGUGGCUGGUGGGGGCAAGCUGAGAUGGCAGAGCCAACUGCUUGGAUAUUGGACGUGGAUCACCUCCCUGGAGUGGAAUUUGAGAGGAAUGACACCCAAGACUUUCUAAACCUAAGUGGAUCUGAUACCAUGAUUUGCCAUUGAACUUUCUCUUUUGAAUCCUGAAGGCUCUCCCAGGAGCCCCAUUUCCCUAGUAGGUCUUUAGUUCAGUUUGCGAUAUUAGGAUGUGGUGAAUAGUGGCAGGUUCACUUGUCUUUUUAUUUCUUAACCUGGAGAUGCUGUUGGUGAGCCAUAGGGACCUUUGUCCCCCUUAACCAUGUAUGACCUGCAGUCUGGAGAUUGGGGCUCUGCUGACGCACCUAGCAGAUCCCUUCUGUGAUCCUAAGCUGGAAUCCUGAUGGCCCCUCAUUACUAUGCCCAUACUCAGCUCCUUUGCCAAACUCUCCACAAUAGAGAGGAGUGUUGUAGGAGAGGUUUUCUUUCUUUGCUUUGGAUUACAUCUCUCUAACUUUUAAAUGAACUGCUUCAGGGAAACAAAGGAGUCAGUGGGUUGUUGAGUAGGAGCACUCCUCAUUGCCUUCAUAAAUACCCAUGCACAAUGUUGGCAGGGCUGGUGGCCAGAAUGGAAUCCCUUUUGGGGAGACAUACAAACACAAAAAAUUCCACCAGAAAAGCUUUCAGUUAUUUAAGAAAUAUGUUGUAGGCCAUUGUCAUUACACACAUGGGUACCAACAGGCCAGUGUUGGGCUGGGUGUGAGCAGGCCCCACUGAGGGCACCCAAGGGCAGGGCUUGCAUGUGGCUCAUCUGUAAACCCAGCACCCCAAUACCACCUGGCACAUCAAGGGCCUUAGAAAGAUACUCUGAGUAAAUGAAUACAUGCAGAGUGUUUUCUAUUUUAAGCAUCUGUGAAUUUAUUUGCUUCAUUCCAUCCAUACUCUCUAGCCCUUGGGAACAGAGAAAAACAAGUUACUCCUGAAGAAAAGAAGGAAAAUAAAACCACAGAAAUGCAAAGCCAAAUGCAGUCCAUGGACCAAGUCAACCUUCCAGGCCACUGUGGGGAGCCCCCACCAUGGGAACAUGAAGCUUCGGAAAGAAUUUACCAUUUCAGGGUGGGGCAGGCAGUUCACUACCAGUGCGCCCAGGGAUUCAGGGCCCAGCAGAGAGGUCCUGCUGAGAGCAUCUACAAACUGCUCUGUGGGGAGACGAGGUGGACGUGGCCACAGCUCAAGUGCAUAAAUGAAAGUGGGAGUCAGUUCCCAGGUGAGGGUGAGCCUCAAGCAAGUACUGAUGCUCCUCCUGGGUGUGACACUUCCUGUCCCUUAAAAACGACAGGCCCCACAGGCGCUACAGGUACUACAGAUUUUCAAAAACAUGCAGAAGUGGCUACCACCAUAGAGACGUUCAUAUUUGCAGUCAAGUACCAGUUAGCAGUGGCUGGCUGCGUCCUCCUGCUGAUCAGUGUCCUCCUUCUAAGUGGACUCACCCGGCAGCAGAGAUGGAGGAAGAGUAGAAGAACAAUCUAGAAAACCAAGAGUGCUAAGAAGCCAAGAACAGCCCACAGAAGUCAUGGAGCACAAGUGAAAUCAAAGAAGUCGAACAGUCACCCAAGAGGCACCUCCUGUGAUCCCUUGGAUCUGGAAAGCUCUGAAGUCCCUUACAGAACACCAGACAUCUGCACACCCACCAUGAAGCUCUGUAGUAUCAACCAGUGAGCUUGAUCUGCUUCUAGGCAGCAUUUCCAAGGUCACUGGAAGAACAGGAAGGAACAACUAGAACUCUCAGUCUUAUUUUCAUGUAUAUGUAUUAAUUAAAGCUUGAAUGGCAUGGAACUCUCUCUAUAUCACAUAGAGCAUAAAGAAAAGAAGCCUCAUGUUAAUGUCAUCCCAACUUCCCAGUCAAGAAAUCCAAGGAAAACCCUAGCACUAAUGUAAAUUCACACACACAUACUCCGUAUGUAAGGUCCUAUGAAAUUGCACCUUGUCACAUGAUCCACGCAGUUCCCUUCCCAGCCUCUGUUGGACUAGCCCAUUCUCCCAGUCAUAUUCCUGAAUGAACACUCUCUAAGAACUCCAGACUGCUAACUAUGAAUCUUUUUGUCCUUAACUCAGUCCUCUAAACUAGCCCUCUUCCCCUGAACCCUCAAUUUUGAAGUUCAAAGAACAGAGGCCAUGGAAGAAUUACCAAGGCACGGUAACAACAAAGAGGGCAACCAAGCUCUUAGAACUGUAGAGCUUCAAUAUUUGAAAGGAUUUUACUGGAGUUAAAGUUGGGAAAAGUAGGAUAAACUGGUCCCAGGUGGCAAAGUAUAUGAAGAAAUCUUCACCUGUACAUUACUAACAGGCUCUUCAAGAGUUCUUUUCCUUGGGAUUGCUAGAAAAGACUCUGAAUUUGGCCUGCACGAAUUUGAUGUUUACAGAUAGACACGCAAUCUGCAAAUGUGUGUAUUUCCAAAUUACUAUCAUAAAAACACACAUAAGGGAUCAAUACAUUCAAUGAUUAUGGGAGGAAAGAAAGAAGGAGGCAGUGGGGAAUGAGGACAAAGACCAUGGUAAGAAAGUGACUCUGGAGAAGCUACACCGAGGGUCCUCAGACUGUUAGCAAAAUGCUUAGCAAAGCAGAAUCAUCUGGAGACCCAGAUGGCUGGGCCGACGUCCAGUUUCUAAGUCAGGACAUCUGGGGUGAGGCCCAAGAAUUUACAUUUCUAACAAGCUGCAGUUGGUACUGAUGGUGCUGGCUGGGGACCACACUUUGAGGACCACUGGUUGUACCUCUCCAUGCUCACCCCACUCCCCACCCCCAAUUCCUACUGAGAAGGUAAUCUUUAGGUGCUGAGAUUUCAGUCUGAUCAGUUUGUGAUCAGUGCUUGAAUAAGAUACCAGUUCUCAAACUGGUUGACUCAGAUGUCCUGGUUGAAUAAAAUCAUAUGAUUAAAGGGAUUAAUGAAAAGUUUAAACCAGCAGCCAGUUUUCAUUUCUGAAAGGGCAGGAAAGCAUUAUUUUAAAAAAAAGGAGGUGGGGUGGGCAGGUGUCAUCAGGUCCUUAUCAGACCAAAGAACCAUUUUCUGUCCUGUAACCAACCAAGCACAGACCAGCCUCUGCUGUCAACAUCUAUCUGCUCCAUAUGUUGUCUCAGUAAAGUUGAGAGGGAUCUCAGGGCAAAACAAAAAAAAUUUUUUUUUAAUUUACUUAUUGUCUUGCCAAUGGGUUUUAGCCUAGGGCAAGUUCACUAUGGAUUCAGUGAGACCAUGGAAUGACAAUGGAAUGUUCUUGGGAUGAAAGAGUUUAUUACCCAGUUUGUUCUCCCAGUGAUAAGUCAAGCACUAGAAUUACAUCUGCAACCAGCAGUCUGCAGGUCUGUAAUCCUCCCUCAUCUCUGCUUCUGCCUAGAGCGCUUUAUAUAGUGACUCAGUCAAUAAUAGCUUAUUGCUUAUGGGUUUGGGAACAGUAGCCUAGCAACAGGCCAGUUACAUCAUCAAGUAGUUUAGGUUCAGGUGAGGAUCCUGACCAUAGGAAUCUUCACUUUAUCAACACUCCUCCCCGCCAGGAUUCUCGCCUCACAAUCUACAUGCUCUCAAUCUUUCUCAGUGGUCCCUAUGAGAGAAAGCUGGGCAUUGUAACCAGAUUCCACAACAGUAAUAGAGGAUAACAACAACAUAGAGACUGUAACAAAAAUUAAGAUACAAUAAAGUU
Molecule: messenger RNA, 6777 nt
Organism: Manis pentadactyla (Chinese pangolin)
Lineage: Eukaryota; Metazoa; Chordata; Mammalia; Pholidota; Manidae
Product: interleukin-2 receptor subunit alpha-like
Exons: 7
Coding region: 4093-4611 (172 amino acids)
Biological process (GO): inflammatory response
Molecular function (GO): interleukin-2 binding; interleukin-2 receptor activity
Source: RefSeq, a predicted model, not a curated record